AAAAUGGAAAUCUGUCCCAUAUUUAGCCCUACAAAACACGAUCACUUUCAUCAAAAGAGGCCGACCUGAAUUGGUAAUUUUUUUUCUUUUUAUUCUAUUUAUCUAUACCAAUGAGUGCUAUUGGGUUGACUCGUAAUUUUUGAAACAUUAAGGGUGGAUGGAAUCCUUGUGGAAGGUGGAUGUAAAUUUUUCUUUUUAUUUAUAAAGAAACUUAUCAUUAGGAAGAAAUGUACAGUGACUUGGACAUUUAUUCAAGUGGCCGACAUAACCCUCUUUAGUCAAGUCAUCAUCCAUAAAGGAAAGGAAAGCAAAGAAGAAAAGCAUCUUUAUCUAGUCAUCCUCCACUCAGAGAAGAAAAUUACUCUCCAUCUCCACAUUCUUAACUUAUAAGGACCCAAAACUCAUUCAAAAGGACAAAGCAUAAAGAAGGAACGAAGCUAGAUGCUGUUACUCCAGUUCUCCUCUUCUAUUCAGAAACUGUAAAGCCUUCUUUAUUCUUUUUUCUUUUUUUUAUCAAGUGCACAUUCUUAGAUCGUGGGGUUGUUUUGAGAAUGAAUUGAUCUGAAGCUCACAAGAUCACCUGAUACAGAGAGAAGGAGCAGCUCACAAGAUCUAUCUUGGAAGGUGACAUUGAUAACUCCAUGUUAGAAGGUGACUGUGGGGAAGAACACCAGAGAGAAGAGAUGACUGUUAACCAAAGGGCAAUUCAGUGAACAUAGGUUGGUAUUUUUUAAAAAUUUAGGAAAAAUGUUGAGUGAUAAGGUUUCAUUUGAUUGUUGUGAGAAAGUGGUCUCUCCUCAUCUUCCCCUAGACUUCCUCACUCUGUAGAGGAAGAGUUUAGGGUGGAUGCUCUGAGUUUGUUAAGGUUUCGUUUCUUUUGAUGUGGUAGAGUUGAGGAGUUCGGUUUCUGCUGAUGGCAAUACCAAAGUUGUAGGGUUGCAAUCGUCUUCUUUAAUACACACAAGGUACGUGAAGGCUUUUAGAAUUGUGCAAGCUUGAGUUUGAUUCUCCAAAACCUAGCAGUUGUAACUGUCUUCUUCAACACAAGGAGGGUGUGUGAAUAAGCUUGAGGUUUUUGCCAUUGUAAAAGAUUGAGGCUCAUAACCUCUCUGCUUAUUUGAAGCUACAACAAUGAACAUGGUUGGAGUUGCCGUUGGAGCCAUCACCGGAGUGGUUAAUUAUUUGGUUCCUCCCUUCACGCGUCACAUUAGUUAUCUUUAUCAUCACAAGAGAAACGCUAAUGACCUUAGAAUUCAAAUGGAAAGACUUGGAGAAGUGACAGAGGAUACACAACGCUUGGUGAAUGCAGCUGAGAUGAGAGGAGAAGUGAUCAGAGUUGUGGUGAAAGGUUGGUUAGAAAAAGUUAAUGGAAUAGUGUCUAAGGAGACAGAAUUGCAGAAUGCACUGAAAGAGAGCAAGGGUUGCCUCCAAGGGGGUUGCUCAGGGCGUUAUAAAGUAGGGAAACAUGCAAAACGCAUGAUUGACGAAGUCAGGGAGCUCCUAAAUGUAGGUGGAACAUUUGCUGCUGCUGGUGUGUCACAUCCUUCUCCGCUUCCUCCCGGCCUAGAAUCCAUGCAAACACUAGAUUUUCAGGAAUACGGUUCCACCAAAUCAGCCAUGUCCCAAAUCAUGAAUGCUUUGAAUGAUGAGAAUAUCAACAUGAUUGGUGUAUAUGGCAUAGGAGGGGUUGGAAAGACAACCUUGAUGAAAGAAGUAGCCAAAAUUUCAAAAAAUGAUGGUUUUUUUGGUCAAGUUGUGAUGGUCAUUGUAUCUCAAAACCCGGACUUGAAGAAGAUCCAAGCAGAAAUUGCGGAGAACUUGGGCCAGCCGCUUACACAAGAGUCCCUAUUAGUGAGAGCAAGAAUUUUAUCAGAGAGAAUAAAGAAGGAGAAACGAACCCUCCUAGUCUUGGAUGAUUUGUGGAAACCACUGAAUUUAGUAGAGGAGGUAGGAAUUCCCUAUGGAAACAACUGCAAGGUAGUUCUCACAACAAGACAGCUUGAGGUGUGUAAUCAAAUGAAGACCCAAUCCAAUGUCGAAGUAAAAGUUCUAUCAGAAGGAGAUGCAUGGGUUCUAUUCAAAUGGGCUGCUGGAGAUCGUAUAGAGGUCGACGAUACGCUACGUCUGGUGGCGAAUGAAGUUGUUAGAGAAUGUGCAGGUUUGCCCUUAGCAAUCGUUGUAAUUGGAAGUACAUUGCGAGACAAGGACCAGCAUACAUGGGAAGAUGCAGCUAGCGAACUCAAGAAAUCAAGCUCAUCACCACCGGAUAUUGAAGGUGUGCAUAAUAAAAUAUUCUGCCCCCUAAAAUGGAGUUACGACUUUCUUGAUAAUGAUGCCACCAGAUUUUGCCUCUUGCUAUGUUGUAUGUUUCCUGAAGACUACCUUAUUUCUGUUGAGGAUGAUUUGCUUCCUUAUGUGGUGGGGGAGGGGUUGUUUGAAAAUGUUCACACCCUUACUAAAGCAAAGAAUAGGUUGCACACGCAGGUGGAAAGACUUAAGCGAUCAUGCUUAUUAUUAGAGGAUGAUAGAGAAGGAUAUGUAAGGAUGCAUGAUGUUAUUCGGGAUGUGUGUAUAUGGAUUGCAUCCAGUGAAGUCCAUGGUUUUGUUGUAAAAUCUGGUAGACCAUUGACAAUUUGGCCUGAUGGAGAGAUCCUAAAGAAAUGCAAGUGACUUUCAUUAAUAGAUAGUCAAAUUACCAAGCUCCCCAAUCAGAUCGAUUGCUCUCAGCUUGUGAACUUAUCCUUACGUAGAAAUCAGGAUUUGACGGAAAUCUCUGAUGGAUUUUUUCUAGGGAUGAAAUCAUUGAUGACUCUAGAUCUGAAUGACACAUGUAUCUCUUCGAUACCAUCUUCGUUGUGUUGCUUAAUGGACCUUCGAGUGUUGCUUAUCAGUGGAAUUGAGGGUUAUGGUGUCUCAUUGCGUGGGAAGUUGAAGAAAAGUUUUGAUGUCUCAUUGCUUGGGAAGUUGAAGAAACUUGAAAUCCUUCGCCUAUCAAGAUGCAAUGUAAAAAAAUUAUUGGCAGAAGAUGUAGAAGAGCUUACAAAUCUGAAGUCAUUGGAUUUGUCAUUGAAUAAGAAGUUGAUUAUUGCCCCGAAUACUCUAUCGAGGCUGCCUCUUUUGGAAGAAAUCAAUCUGGAGGAAAGCUUUGAUGAGUGGGGGCAGAUUGUCGACAAAGGAUCAAAUAAUAUUGGCUUAUCUGAGGUUGCAUCUUUGUCUGCUCUGACUACACUAUACAUAAGGAUACCGAAUAUCAAAUAUUUGUCUGCAAAUAAUAAUAAUAUCCCAAUAUUUCGUUGGGAAAACAUGACACGCUUCAAAGUGAUUUUGGGAAACCUUGAUUGGUUUAAUAUUCCCUUUGAGGUUCCCUUUGAGGCCGAGCAAUGCGCAUUGUUUUUUGGUGGAAUAUCCAUCCCUCAUCAUCCACAUUCUGAUUGGGCGAGGUGGUUGAUCUUUUUGUUGGAACGAACAAAAAAGCUACUGCUCAGAGAGUGUCAUGGUCUUAAUAAGUACGGUUUAAGCAGCCUAAUUGGUGCAGGAGGAGCAGGGGGAAUAAGGGUUUUGAAUAAGUUGCAAAUUCUGUGGGUUGACAGAUGUGAUGAUGUGGAAUAUGUUUUGAGUACUACGACUAAUACAACCACUGUUGUUGAUGAGGCAGAAGAUGAAGGACAUCAUCAUCAUUAUCAUUAUCAAAUUCAAGAUGAGGUUCCACAGCAAAUCACAACAUUCAGCAGUUUGAAAAUGCUAGACUUGCAGUACCUACCGAAAUUGAAGGCAAUCUGCCAAUAUGGGUCUAUUCCAGUUCCAAGUACUGGUGGAGGAGGAGGAGGAUUCUUCAACAACCUAAGAUCUCUAUAUGUGUCUGGUUGUUCGAGUCUAAUUAGUAUCAUACCCUCUGAUCUGCUGGCAAACCUACCAAAUUUAGAACAACUCGAGGUAAGGGAUUGUUCUAAAACGACUGAGAUAUUCAACUCCAACGACCAAGAAGGGCAUCAUCAGCAGGCUACAACAUUAAUAUUGCCGAAACUAAGACAAUUGGAACUAAGACACCUCCUUUCUCUAAGGACCAUAUGGGAUGGCGUUGUUUCACCUUCAAGCCUCCUGAACCUAGAGUACAUAUACUUAUACAACUUGGGAAUGAACUUUGUGUUCUCACUAGCCAUGGCGCAGAGGCUUCAACAACUAAAGGAGCUUCAGAUUUGGAAUUGUGAUAAUAUGGUGCAAAUAAUCUCAUUAUUAAUGGAAGGAGAAGAUGAGUUAGAAAAGGAGGAGGCCAUCAUCACUUGCAAGAAUACGGUACUGUUUCCUCAACUUCGGGUUCUAAGGUUAAUCAACCUGCCAAAUCUCUCGAUGGUGAGUAAAAGGGUGUUACGCAGCAGCAGCAGCAGCAGCCAUGAUUAUAAUUUUUUUUAUUGGCCUUCAUUGGAAACAUUGACAGUUGAGAAAUGCCCCAAUCUGAAAAGGUUUCCCAUGAGUCUACAGAAAAACGCAAUAAAACUGAGGGAAAUUCAAGUAGAAAAAGAAUGGUUCAAUGCGUUGGAGUGGAAUGAUGAUGAUGAUGACGACCAAACUCAUCAUGAUAAGUUGCAAAACCUACAAGAAAAAGGAGUCAAGGUUGAAUUUGAAAGGCAAUGGUCAUAUUGAUGACGAUGUUGAAGAAGAAUAAUUUGACAACACAGAUGGUGACUAACAUUCUGAUGCCUGAUUGCCCGAGAAGAAAGGAGAUACCGGUCGGCCACGAUCUUGAUUAGUUUGCAUUUGGAGUGCUACAAAUUGGAUUUGUUGAGAUAUUGAUUGAUAAACAGUUCAAAAGUUAGAGUUUUGAGGGAUUUUUUUUAGAGUGAUCAUUACUAUGUUGUUUGAUGUCAUCUGUUUCUUAUGAUGUAGUUGUUCAAACCUGUAAUUUAAUUGAUUUGGAACUUUGGAUGA
Messenger RNA from Macadamia integrifolia, 4926 nucleotides. RefSeq names its product disease resistance protein At4g27190-like. NCBI's taxonomy places the organism in Eukaryota, Viridiplantae, Streptophyta, Magnoliopsida, Proteales, Proteaceae. The transcript is spliced from 7 exons. Gene Ontology annotation, molecular function: ADP binding. The record is from RefSeq and is a predicted model, not a curated record. Bases 1132 to 2670 code for a protein of 512 amino acids.